AUGGCACUUUUCGAACAAACACCUUCUCGUAGUGGUUCACGUUUUGGAAAAUUGUCAUCAAAUAUGUUCUUUACUCGAAAUACAGCUAAACCAAAACGAGUACGACAUAUUGAAGGACUGAAUGGUGCAUUGAUUUGUAGUGUUAAUGAUGAUCCGUCCGUUGUUCGUUCAACAUCUGCUACUUCACUUGGUUUUAGUAGACCCAUUUUACCUUUAUUUGAAACUCCACGUCGUGCUGAACGAUUAGUUCCUCCCAUGGGUUUUUGGAAUACGUAUGGCGUUAUUCAAGAUACAGAACGUUGGCGACAAGAAUUGGCUUCUUUAGCAAGUGCUAGUGGACUUGGAAUUGAGAAAGAUGAACAUAAACAUUAUAAUAGACCAGCAACCAUAACUGAUCAACAGCAUGCUUCACGUUCUGGUGCACGUUAUUCAGCUCGAACAGGUCGUUUUAAUGAAGGAACUGCAAAAUCACGAGGACGUACAGGUUCUAAACAUGCUACACCAUAUUCAGAUAUGUUAUUUAAUGUACCUGAACAUGAAAGAGAAAUGUGGAUGUUACAAGUACUCUGUCAACUUCUUGGUACAAGUAAUUUGGAAGAUGUUCAAUCAUGGCUUGUUUCAGCUUCACAAACUGAAAAAGAACAAGCUCGUACAAUGAUUAAUUCUGCACUUCGAGGGUUAAAAGAAUCCGAACGUACAUCAAAUGAACCAGAACAAUCGGCUGACCUUAAUGCAUUAUCAAAUUUUGUUGAAAAACAAAAAAAUGAAGAAAAACAAGCAUCACAAAAAUACAUGAGAGAAUCUCUUAAUCAUCCUUUAUCGACAUUACAAUCAAUCAAUGAAGAACAAAAAAAUGAUAAUCAUUUAGGUGAUUCAUGGACUAAUUUAAUAAAUAAUAAUAAUUCGAAUUCAUCACCACAAAAUACAUCAACAUAUAAACGUUCUUAUCAAAAUUAUAAUCGACGUUCAUAUUCGUCAUUUGAUGGAGGACCAUCAAAUGAUAAAAAUAAUUCAUUUAAUGAAAAUAAUCAAAAUCAACAAGAAGAUGAAAAUAAUGAACAAAUUGAUACAAUACAACUUGAUGAUCAUCAUCAACGAUCUCGAUCAAUAUCAGUGGCAAAAACGAGAAAACAAUCAAAACAAUUGCAAACACCAUUAGGACGAUCAUCAUCAAGUCAUCAACAAAAACAUCGUGUUGAAUCACUUCAAUUCAAUGAUGAUGAUGAUAUUAAUAAUGAUAAUAAAAAAAACAUAAAUGAAUAUGAAUAUGAAAAUGAUGAACAACAACGAAAAGAAAUAAUACUUCCUCCAAUUAAAAUAAAAGAAUCAUUGAAUCAAGAUGAUAAUGCAAAAUUACAUAAAAUUCGUGAAUUAAAAAAUAAAUUAUCACGUCAAGAAGAAGAAUCUAAAAAACAAAUUAAUGAAUUACAAUCAAAACAAGCACGUCUUGAAAAUGCCCUUAAAUUACUUACUAAACAAACAUCAUCCCAAGGUAAACGUCAUCAACAAACUCAUGAAAAUAUUGAAAAUCUUGAUGUACCUGCCACUAAUGUUAUGAUUGAAUCACAAAACGAAAAUGAUCGUCGUUAUCAUGGCAGACAACAAGAAAUAAAUUCAUCAGAUAAUCGACCAAGUAAAUCGUAUUCUGGUGUAUGGAAACCUGAUGCAUCAACACUUCAUCGUCUCCAAGGAAAUUAA
Molecule: messenger RNA, 1698 nt
Organism: Rotaria sp. Silwood1
Lineage: Eukaryota; Metazoa; Rotifera; Eurotatoria; Philodinida; Philodinidae
Source: the annotation of a GenBank genome assembly